AUGAGUUAUCCUGAUGACAAUAGACAGUAUUACAAUCCAUCCGAGCCAUCGAUUCAGAAUUUGAGGUAAGAAAAAUUGUUUUCCUGUCAAAAUUCAAAUUUUUCUUUGAAGGUCAUCUAUUCAUCGACCAUUGACAACGAAUCAGCAACAAUUUGUACAGCAAGCAAUUGAAAGACCACAGCAGCAGAAUCCAGACGAUACAAAAGAGUUUGUGAGACAACUUGGCGAAUAUCAACCAACAAUUCCUGACUCGGUUUCGAUGCAUUUUUUGAAAAGUUGCGGGAUUGAUGGAACUGACGCAAGAGUGUCGCGACUAAUCGCAUUAUCAGCUCAAAAACAAAUAUCGGAUAUUAUUCUAGAUGCGAUGCAAAAUGUGAGUCACAUGUUGUUUUAAUUUUUGGUUUCUUUAUUUUAUUGCUACGUGUGUGUGACAAAACGGAAAUCAUGGCUAAUUUGAUUAUAGGCGAGAAUGAAGGGCUUGGGCCAAACGAAAAAGGGAACAAAGGAGACGAAAUUCACAUUGACUGAAGAAUUGCUGGAUUCAGUUCUGGUCGAAUAUGGCAUCAAAAAUACACGUCCACCUUAUCACACUUGA
Molecule: messenger RNA, 595 nt
Organism: Caenorhabditis angaria
Lineage: Eukaryota; Metazoa; Nematoda; Chromadorea; Rhabditida; Rhabditidae
Source: the annotation of a GenBank genome assembly